ACUUUUGUUCGCACCAAAUUCCACUCACAAGUUGAAUGCAAAAUAAAAUAUUAUCGAAAUCAUCGGCUAAUUUUUUAAAAGUGAUUUCAUCCAGCCAUAAAAGGAAUAAAUAGCCUUGCCAAAAGCUGAAAUGUCAUCGGAAACAGGAGGAGAGGUUAGAACGCCUGAUUGGCGACUGAAAAUGUCCCAGUUGUAUGAGGACACGGUACAACAAGAUGAUAACAGACCGUGCGCUGGACUCAGAAAAGAAUUAAAGGCUUGUUUACAAGAGAGUGACUGUGUCAAAGUGCAUCACAAGUCGGCCAGAGAGUGCUUGGCUGCGACCGACGGAUCCGUCCCUCAUGACUGUGUUCUACUUCGCCAAACAUUUUUCGAGUGCAAAAGGUCCUUGCUGGAUGCUAGACAGCGAUUUAGAGGUCGGAAGGGCUAUUAAAAUUAGAUGUACAGAUGAAUUUAAAUGUAAUGAACAAAUCAUUUAUGUAGUCAUACUUAAUACUCUUAAUAUUCCCUAAAUUUGUAUAAAUAAUAUGUAAAAUGUAUAUAAUACAGCUGUGCGUUUAUA
Molecule: messenger RNA, 562 nt
Organism: Folsomia candida
Lineage: Eukaryota; Metazoa; Arthropoda; Collembola; Entomobryomorpha; Isotomidae
Product: cytochrome c oxidase assembly factor 5
Exons: 5
Coding region: 131-433 (100 amino acids)
Biological process (GO): mitochondrial respiratory chain complex IV assembly
Cellular component (GO): mitochondrion
Source: RefSeq, a predicted model, not a curated record